Molecule: messenger RNA, 405 nt
Organism: Puccinia graminis f. sp. tritici CRL 75-36-700-3
Lineage: Eukaryota; Fungi; Basidiomycota; Pucciniomycetes; Pucciniales; Pucciniaceae
Exons: 2
Coding region: 1-405 (134 amino acids)
Source: RefSeq, a predicted model, not a curated record
AUGGAGGGUGAUAACCCUGUAUAUGGUGAAGUGCGCCAACGACAGCACAGCAUAGUUUGGACCAAUGACCUCCGGAAUGCCUGGCAGGAUCCCCCCGUGCCAUGCGUUCGAAUUCUGGGCCCCAUUGAGGACCUCUUUGCGUGUCUCAAUCGGCGCCACCAAGUAGAACUUAAUCUGGGCUUUCGCCAUCUCGAUAGCGAGAUGGCCAUCCUUCGACAUGAUGGCACCCGUGCGGACCGAUUCGUCUUUGAGCGUAUGCGGCCAGUACGCACCCUAGCAGUGCACCAUGCCGGCCGCCGUCUGAGUCACAUGGACCCCGAGCGUGUGAGACUAUUCCUCAGAGAUGUUUUGGAGGAACGUUUCGAGCUAUUGUUUCAUUUGCCUCAUUCCACCAAUAGAGAAUAA